Molecule: messenger RNA, 1274 nt
Organism: Pisolithus orientalis
Lineage: Eukaryota; Fungi; Basidiomycota; Agaricomycetes; Boletales; Pisolithaceae
Exons: 3
Coding region: 447-1271 (274 amino acids)
Source: RefSeq, a predicted model, not a curated record
GACAACGGGAAGUAACCGACGUAGACGUCGGGUGAAAUCCUAAAAAGUGGAGCUUGAAGGUAAGUCAUCCUCGACGAAGGGGAAUGGGAACACCUCCUUGACCUCCACGGUCCUGUCAUCGAUUGCCUCGACUCGCAAGGUAUCGCUCAUGACAACCCCCUGUGGCGUACGAUUUUGAUGUCGACAUACUAAGGGAGCAUGAUGCUCCUCGACCCAUUGUUCGGGUGGAUGGGAGCAGUGGGAAGCCGGAUUGGAAAAAGGGGUGUGCGGGGGGUUGUAAUUAAGCAAGAUAGCGCAGAUGCGGACAGGAAGAUGUUGGACAUUCGGCAUUUGGAAGUGAGGGAGAUAAGGAUGGUGGAUCGCAUUGUGCGAAUCUUGCAGAGCAAUAAAGUUACCAACGCUCCAAGAUCUCAAGGCCUCCGAGAUUCUUCUCCGCAGAGCGUACCAUGCAUUUCGAUAUCGACAGUCUCUUCUAUAGUGACCCCGGCAUCGAUCUGGAUCGCGUUGUGGAGGGUAUUGUCAUGGGCCAUUCAGAUACAGUGCUGUAUAAUUUGGAAUGGAAGAAGAUUACUUCCCCUGUCUCUCGCCUCUCUCGUCUUCGACCUUCGUCGUCUCUCAUCCAAGCAUUCAUCGUUCUCGCGCAUAUACUCCUCAGUUCUUCGCUCUACAUCAUGUCUGGCCCCCCUGCUGGUAUCCCCUUCAUUCCCGUAGUCCCAGCUGCUGUUCCAAUCUCAUCUACCUCUGCCAACCCCACCAUUUCAGUCCCCACUCCCCCUGUUUCGUCCGCUAAUACCACUCAGCCCCCACCUUCUUCGGUGGUUACGCCCGCUAGCAAUGCUGGUAACCCCUCCCAGCAAAUUUUGGCCGCAUAUAUGCUGCUUCCCCCCUCAGACCAGCUCGCGCUAGACUCUUUGCUUGAGAACCACCGCAACUCCCCAACCUCAACUCAUUGGUCCAAGGUUCAACGUGCUCUCCCGUUUGAUCUUUCGGACAAUGCUCCCAUUUUCUCUCCGGAUGGCACGCACCUUCCCAUCCCCAAACUUAUUAACAACCUCGCCGAUGCCGGCUUCCAUGUACCUUUAACCCUUUUUUCCUAUGACGCUCUAUAUAAAUUACAGAACCAACCCCUCGCCGUUAAAACAGUCAAGGUUCACCAGAACGGUCAGAACGUUCAUAUUCUCGACGUCACCCAAUUUCCUCCUGAAGAGGAGAUGCUCCCUUUGGACUGGCAUUCAGCCUGGGAGCGCUAUAUCGAUUGGAUCGGCACUUGAGAG